AUGGGACAAUCAGAUCUAGAUGUCCUGCUCGAUAUGGGCUUUGACAAAGCUCGGGCCGAGUUAGCAGUGAAGAAGUCUGGUGGAUUACAGGGAGCUCUCGAGUGGCUCGAGAAGACCCAGGACAAGCCCCUUGAGGAUCUCCAAAACGAAGCCAAGGAGGACGAGCUGGAGGCGGCCGGUCCGACCAUCUCGUCUGUGGAGGGAGAGGUCGCGAAGUCCCUGGUCUGCAACGAGUGCGGCAAGAAGUUCCGAAACCAUGCUGCCGCUGAGUUUCACGCAUCCAAGACUGAGCACACCGACUUCUCUGAGUCCACCGAGGAGAUUGCCCCCCUGACCGAGGAGGAGAAGAAGGCUCGUCUCGAGGAAAUGCGCCAGAAACUUAAGGAGAAGAGGGCCAACCAAGCUAUCCUCGACAAGGAGGAUGCCAAGAGAAACGAGCAAAUCCGUCUGAAGUCAACCAGGGAAACCCAGGAUGCGAAGGAGGAACUGAAGCGCAAGGAGCAGCUCAAGGAAGCCGCGGCGAAGCGGCAGGAGAAGUUAGCUGACCAGGAGGCUAAGAAGGCCAUCAAAGCGAAGAUCGAAGCCGACAAGCGGGAGCGUCAACGCAAGGCAGAGGAAGCCAAGGCCGCUCGGGAGGGCCGAGCUGUCCAGGCUGCUGCACCAGUGGCUGCAACACCUGCUCCUCCUCAGCGAACUGUCUCCCACAACGAGGCGCGGCUGAGACUUCAGCUGCCGAGCGGCAAUGUGCAAAAGACGUUCCCAGCCGACACGACACUGUUCGAGGUCGCCCAGGCACUUGAGUCUGAGGGCACGCAUGUCAAGACCUUUACAAUGACCUUCCCUCGCAAGGUAUUCGAGGCUAGUGGCAUCGACUCCGGCAAGACGUUGAGGGAGGCAGGGCUUGUCCCAAGCGGCGUGUUGAUCGUGCAAUAA
Molecule: messenger RNA, 933 nt
Organism: Phaeoacremonium minimum UCRPA7
Lineage: Eukaryota; Fungi; Ascomycota; Sordariomycetes; Togniniales; Togniniaceae
Product: putative ubx domain protein
Exons: 4
Coding region: 1-933 (310 amino acids)
Molecular function (GO): protein binding
Source: RefSeq, a predicted model, not a curated record